Messenger RNA from Lepus europaeus (European hare), 2996 nucleotides. It is a transcript of the gene LDHD, whose product is annotated as lactate dehydrogenase D. The record is from RefSeq and is a predicted model, not a curated record. Gene Ontology annotation, molecular function: FAD binding; D-lactate dehydrogenase (cytochrome) activity; D-lactate dehydrogenase (NAD+) activity. Lineage: Eukaryota; Metazoa; Chordata; Mammalia; Lagomorpha; Leporidae. Gene Ontology annotation, biological process: lactate catabolic process. Gene Ontology annotation, cellular component: mitochondrion. Bases 17 to 1471 code for a protein of 484 amino acids. The transcript is spliced from 11 exons.
UGGUCGCUGUCUGGCUAUGGCUCACCUGCUCCGGGUGGCCCGCGGGGGGCUGUCUCCCUGGAGGGGUUACUGCUCCAGGGGGACGCAGGGCGUGCUCAGCGAGGGCUUCGUGGAGGCGCUGAAGGCGGUCGUGGGCAGCCCCCACGUGUCCACCGCCGCCGUGGUGCGAGAACAGCACGGGCGCGAUGAGUCCAUGCACAGGUGCCAGCCGCCAGAUGCCGUGGUGUGGCCCCAGAGCGCGGACCAGGUCAGCCAGCUGGCAGCCCUGUGCUACGGCCAGGGAGUGCCCAUCAUCCCCUUCGGCACCGGCACCGGGCUUGAGGGAGGAGUCUGCGCUACGCAGGGUGGGGUCUGCAUCAACCUGAUGCACAUGGACCGGAUCACCGAGCUGAACCCAGAGGACUUCUCUGUGGUGGUGGAGCCUGGUGUCACGCGCAAAGCUCUCAACACCCACCUGCGCGACAGCGGCCUCUGGUUUCCUGUGGAUCCAGGUGCCGACGCCUCUCUCUGCGGCAUGGCGGCCACGGGGGCCUCCGGCACCAACGCUGUGCGCUACGGCACCAUGCGGGAUAACGUACUUAACCUGGAGGUGGUGCUGCCCAACGGGCGGCUGCUGCACACUGCGGGCCGGGGCCGGCGUUCCCGGAAGAGUGCAGCUGGCUAUCACCUCACGGGGCUCUUUGUGGGCUCGGAGGGUACGCUAGGCCUCAUCACAGCCGCCACCCUGCGCCUGCACCCUGUGCCCGAGGCUACGGUGGCUGCCACCUGUGCGUUCCCCAGUGUCCAGGCUGCUGUGGACAGCACUGUGCAAAUCCUCCAGGCUGCAGUACCUGUGGCCCGCAUUGAGUUCCUGGAUGACAUCAUGAUGGAUGCCUGCAACAGAUACAGCAAGCUCAACUGCUCCGUGGCACCCACGCUCUUCCUGGAGUUCCAUGGUUCCAAGCAGGCGUUGGAAGAGCAAGUGCAGCGGGCAGAGGAGAUCGUCCAGCUCAACGGGGCCUCCCACUUCUCCUGGGCCAAGGAGUCCGAGGAGCGCAGCCGGCUCUGGGCAGCACGGCACAACGCCUGGUACGCGGUCCUGGCCCUGCGGCCGGGCUGUAAGGGCUACUCCACCGACGUUUGUGUGCCCAUCUCCCGGCUGCCGGAGAUCCUGGUGCGGACCAAGGAGGAGCUCAAGGCCUCAGGACUCACAGGAGCCAUUGUCGGGCAUGUGGGCGACGGCAACUUCCACUGCAUCCUGCUGGUCGACCCGGAGGAUGCAGAGGAGCUCCGGAGGGUCGAGGCCUUCGCGGAAGAACUGGGCAGGCGUGCACUGGCGCUGCACGGAACUUGCACCGGGGAGCACGGCAUCGGGCUGGGCAAGCGGCAGCUGCUGCGGGAGGAGGUGGGCCCUGUGGGCCUUGAGGCCAUGCGGCAGCUCAAGGCCACACUAGACCCCCGAGGCCUCAUGAACCCGGGCAAGGUGCUGUGAGGAGCUCGGUGAGCCCCCAUGUUCUGGAAACUCCCGUCACGCCACUGAGCCUGCAAGGAUGGACAGGGCUCCUCCCCUGCCCUCUUCCUGCCUCAGGCCUUCAGUCCAGCCGGUGACUCAGGGUGGCUGCUGACAAAGCUGCUUGCUCCCUGCUGUCACACAUCUCUUCCUGGGUGGGACAGCCAGGGUGAGCCCACCCGAUGCCCUCAGGCCUCUUCACUGCUAGGGGCCCAGACCCGAGGCAGGAUGACAAGAACACUCCUCUCCUGUGAUGGGAAAGGACCUCUCUCUGCACUGGCGGGUCCUUUCCUCAAAGCCCAAGACACCUGAACCUUGCUUACAGCUACUGGACACUGGCAGGCAGCACCCCCAUCCCCACCUUCUCCUCUCAGGUCUGGCCAGCCCGGUGCCACCAUGGUUCUGGGCUUGUACACUGAUCUGCUGCAGCCCGGGGAGGGGGCUUUGGGGGUGGGAAGCAUGCCAGUUAGUUCCCUGUCCCUUGCAGACACUUCCCGAGUCCCCCAGGCGCUAAUACUGUGACCAUUCUCCAAGCAGCUGCAGCUCCCUGUUGCUAGAACUGGGCCACACUCCUUAUGGAGCGGUGUACUGGCACCCCGAGCACUUUUGCGUUCAAAGUCAAGUUUCCGUCCAUCCUGGGCCUGUCUUGGGAUACCCUGGCCAGAGCUCUUCUCAGGUACUAGAUAGCUGUUCCCUGUGAGCCCACAAGAGGGCACCCGAUACCACAAAGCUCAGUCCCCACAUCAUCUGCUCUGGGCACCUGCUGCAGGAAACCCACCCCAAGUUCAGGGCCACUGGCUCUCCUCCCAGGGUAGAGGAGGGGCCUAGGGGCUUGGAACACUCUCUGAAGCCCCAGGGACUUGUACCUAUCCUAUCUCCCUCACCUCUGCACCUUGGGCUCCUUAGAAAAGGGGUAAGAAAGGCAUCCUCCUGCUAGCCUGGGAACUCCCUUCCUAUCUCCCCACCCCUUGGAGCCUCAUCUCUCCCAGCAGCCAUUUAGGCCCUGGGCUGAGGGAGUGUCCCUGCAACUCCUCAGUCCAAUCCUGGCCCCAGGAUCCCCUCUCCUGUGCUGAUAUCGGGCUCUCGCAGAGGGCAGUGACACCGACCUAAGCCUCGAGGACAUGCUCCCGUGACAUUUCUGUCCCUUGGCUGCUCUGGUUGCGAGCAGAGGCUGUGCCAAGGGUAGUAUGGUGGCCAGUCUCACUGGUCCUCUUCCCCCAACCACCCCGGGACCUAAGCAACCCAACUGUGGCGCCGCGGUCCCCCGGCCCCUUCCCCUUCUGCAGACUGCCCGCCGCCGGCCGUCACAGGCUGUCUCUUCCGCGACACGGGCCCCCCCACCCCCCCAGUGCCUGGCAGCUAGUGAGGUGCUCAGCAAAUGGCCAUUUCCCCACAAUAUUUUUUUUAUUAAGAAAAAUUCCAAACAUACAGAAAAGUUCAAAGAACAAGUACACCGUUCACGGAAACAGCAGCCACUGCAAAUUCAAACAACGAACAUUUUGCCUUA